Messenger RNA from Gossypium raimondii (Peruvian cotton), 1280 nucleotides. RefSeq names its product protein FAR1-RELATED SEQUENCE 5. The record is from RefSeq and is a predicted model, not a curated record. The coding region runs from base 378 to 1154 and encodes 258 amino acids. The transcript has 3 exons. NCBI's taxonomy places the organism in Eukaryota, Viridiplantae, Streptophyta, Magnoliopsida, Malvales, Malvaceae.
GCUCUACCGUACGCCUCACCUGAGCCCUAGCAAAUUCCAAGCUUUUCAUUGCCAAGGGUUUCUUAUUGGCCAAAAAAAUAUCCCAGCGUUUCUUUCUUUCCUUUUCCUUCGUAGUUGGUAAAUAAUCAUCUUAAACCAUCAUUUUUUCUCUUUGGAUUUAAAAAAAAAAUUUAAUUACCAUUUGGUUCCCUGUAAACCCGAAGGAGGAAAAUCUAUGAACUUUGGCAGCGUCACAUUGGUUUCGCUUAUACAACGUCAUUCCAAUUACUUCAUGUAGAUGCAAAUGUUGCGUGGAAGAAAUUAGAAAAAUGAAGUUAUUUGGCGAUUCUUGCCUCUGGCCAGCUGAUAAAUGAACUAUUUGCUUGAGAAAGAACAUAAUGGAGAACGCAUCUAGUCAAGGGAUAGAUUCAGAUGAAAGUGUAAGGUGUUUGCAAGUCGAAAACUUUGAUGAACAAGAAUUGGUUGAUCAUGGGAUUUCAGACAACAUAGAUUUAUGCUUGGGAGAAGUUGACAAGAUUAUAGAAGAGUCUAGUGAGGGUUUACCUUUUUUACGCAAUGCUGCAGAGCCCUAUAUUGGCAUGGAGUUCAAGUCAAGAGAUGCUGCAAGGGAAUUUUAUAUUGCUUAUGGCAGACACAUUGGUUUUACUGUACGAAUCCAUCAUAAUCGACGUUCACGGAUAAACAAUAGUGUAAUUGGUCAAGAUUUUGUUUGUUCGAAAGAAGGUUUCCGUGAAAAGAAAUAUAUGUAUAGAAAAGACAGGGUUCUUCCUCCCCCACCUAUCACCCGAGAAGGCUGCCCUGCAAUGCUGAGGUUGGCUUUAAGGGAUGGUGUAAAAUGGGUUGUUACCAAAUUUGUAAAGGAGCAUAAUCAUUCAUUAAUGUCACCUGGAAAAGUGCCAUGGCGAGGGUCCACCAAAAAUUUGAUCACUGAGGAUGAGAAGGAUCAGAGAAUACGAGAACUGACACAAGAGCUGAACAACGAGAAACAAAAAUGUAAGCGGCGAUGCGCAGCUUACCAGGAACAGUUACGCACGAUAUUGAAAUUUGUUGAGGAACAUACAGAUCAAUUGUCAAAAAAGGUUCAAGAUAUGGUCAAGAACAUAAGUGAACUGGAAGAGGAACGGCUGGAAGAUUCAGAUUGCAGAUAUGUUUAGUCUAUCUUCUUGCUAAGUAAAAAAUGUCUAAAACAUUGUACAAUCCCUUAUUCCACCCUUUGUUUAAAUUCAUCCAAUGGUGAUUUUACUAAUGCAAACAGAAGUUAAUUUGGCCCUUCCCCUUCA